AUGGCCAAAAGUCUGCAAGAAAAGGCGACCUGCCCAGUUUGCCUGGAUUAUUUCUCCAGUCCUAUUUCUCUCUCUUGUGCACACGUUUUCUGCUUUGAUUGCAUGCAGAAUUGGGUGUCAAAAAGGGAGGAUCCAAAGUUGACCUGUCCCCUGUGUCGAGGAUCACUGGAGAAACCUCCUUUGGAAGAAUGGCAAGUCAGAGCACUGACACUUCUCAUCAAGCAGCACGGGCCCCUCCUGGAGCUGGGUCUGCACGUGAGCAGUGAGCUCCAGCGGUUCUGGGAAGACAUAACCCUGGACGCAGCCACCGCCAACUCCCUGCUUGUCAUCUCCGAUGAUCGAAGGAGCAUCCGGUGUGCAGAGACCCGUCUCGACACGAGGGAAGACCCCAGGCGGUUCACCCACCUGACCUGUGUCCUGGGUACAGCCUGCUUCUCCUCCGGCCGACAUUACUGGGAGGUUGACGUGGGAGAGGUGAAGGAGUGGUCUCUGGGUGUCUGCAAGAAGUCGGUUGACAGAAAGGGGAAGAGCGAUUUGUCCUCUGAGCAUGGCUUCUGGACCAUUAGCAGGAAGGCAGGAGCGAUCCAUGCUAACUCCACCCCAGAAAGUGGAAUUCCCGCAAGCCCUGACCUUCAGCGUGUGGGAAUUUUCCUGGAUGUUGAGAUGGAAGAAAUCAAGUUUUUUGAUGUUGGGAAUGAUUCCCUCGUGUAUACAUACUGUCCUCUCUCCUCUUCGGAGCAUUUUUGUCCCUUCUUCUCUCUUGAGCUGCCAGGGGAAGGUGACAGCGGUGCUGCCGCGGAGACUGCCAUCAGAGGGAGGCCCUCCCUAAGGUUCUAA
Microcebus murinus (gray mouse lemur) is the source of this 837-nucleotide messenger RNA. Lineage: Eukaryota; Metazoa; Chordata; Mammalia; Primates; Cheirogaleidae. The record is from RefSeq and is a predicted model, not a curated record.